UAGAAUACGAUUUUUCGACUUGUGAAACUCUUAGCUGAUCUGCUCUGCCUCAUUAGCCGCACCACAUGUUUUACCCUAAAACGCCCUUUGUGGGGAACCCCCUUUUGGAGGGCGACAUCCUGAAAGUAAAUUCAGCGGCGCUUGCUCCACUGCUGGAGUGGCUGUGCCGGACGCCCAAAGUGACCACGUAUCGAGUAAACACCCUUCGCUCUUCCGUCGACGCCUUCAGGAAAAAGGUGGAGGAGAAACUCGAGACACGCUAUGGUCAGGCCUCCCCAAAGGUGUAUGGCUUGCCGAGCCUACCCGAGGUGUUGUGCAUUGGUCCUCUGGCCGAGCGGUUGACCCAGACCUAUGCCGACCCCGAGCUGAAGGAGGUAAUAGUGGACACGAGUUGCGGAGCUGCGUUGCUCCGAGGUGCUCACAUAUAUGCGCCGGGCGUCCUUGCCAUGGAGUCCAACGCCCAGCUGGCUGAACUUGUCAGUGUUUACGCAGAUCUGACUGGAAAAUGCAAACGAGGGUCGGUCAUCCGCUACGACAGUUCCGAGAAGAUUUUCCUGGGUACGGGCAAGGUGUUAAUGCAGCGCUAUCAGCUUUUCAACAACUCCGACCAACCAGCCACCGGCAUCGCCGUGGAAAUGCAGGCCAACGUCAGCGGAGUGCCCCCGCUGGGCGACUUGAGCAACGAAGACGCACUGCUGCAGAACCUUCCCUCCAUUGUGUGCGUGCGCGUCCUUGAUCCGCAGCCCGGCGAACGCAUCCUGGACAUGUGUGCUGCCCCCGGCAACAAAACGAGCCACAUCGCCGAGCUAAUGGGCGACCAGGGAUCCGUGUUGGCCCUGGACAACUCUGCAAGUCGCGUGCGCAGCAUGCUGCCGAAACUGGCGGCUUACAGCAGCAUUACGGCGCACGUAUUUGACUCCACCAAGGCAGUGGCCCCUGACCCUGCCCGUAGUGGAGCGGUCCCUGGUCCUCCGUUUCCCUGCGGCAGCUUCGACCGCAUCUUGUUGGACGCGCCAUGUAGUGGCCUAGGCAACCGGCCUCAGCUGUCCUGCAGCAUCAAGAAGGCGAAGGUCCUGCAGUCGUAUCCCAACAUCCAGCGAAGGCUUUUCGGGCAGGCAGUGCCACUCCUGCGUCCUGGCGGCACGCUGGUGUACAGCACGUGCACCGUCACCGAGGAAGAGUGCGAGGGCCUGGUCUCCUGGGCUCUUCGCAAGUUUCCCGAGCUGCGCCUGGUAGAGGCUUCACCGCGCUGGGGCGGUCCAGGGCUUCCGCUUCCGGAUUUGGAUGCAACCAAGGCGCGCCUGCUGCAGCGAUUUGGACCCAGUGGGGACAGUACAGACACGGUGGGCUUCUUCAUAGCCAAGUUUCAGAAAGACUGAUAAUAAAUUAAUCUACUGAAAA
Molecule: messenger RNA, 1401 nt
Organism: Drosophila biarmipes
Lineage: Eukaryota; Metazoa; Arthropoda; Insecta; Diptera; Drosophilidae
Product: tRNA (cytosine(72)-C(5))-methyltransferase NSUN6
Exons: 2
Coding region: 66-1379 (437 amino acids)
Biological process (GO): RNA methylation
Molecular function (GO): methyltransferase activity; RNA binding
Source: RefSeq, a predicted model, not a curated record